Messenger RNA from Fusarium poae, 930 nucleotides. RefSeq lists its product as uncharacterized. Lineage: Eukaryota; Fungi; Ascomycota; Sordariomycetes; Hypocreales; Nectriaceae. The transcript has a single exon. The record is from RefSeq and is a predicted model, not a curated record. The coding region runs from base 1 to 930 and encodes 309 amino acids.
AUGGCUCCUCAGAAAGAGGGACGCAAGAUUGCCAUCAUCGGAGCCAGCGGAAAUGUGGGACGUCCUACAGUCAAAGCCCUUCUUACUCAGGGAGUUCACAGCAUCACCGUUGUUCAACGCCUUGAAGCCACCAGCAAAUUCCCGCCCGGAGUAACCAUCAAGUCGGGAGAUCUACAGGACGGAUCUUUCCUGGCCAAUGCGUUUCAGGGUCAGGAUGUAGUGGUCCUGAUGCCACCACUUCCCCAUAUGAUAAGCAUCCAGGAGUCCGUUAUACGCGCAGCUGCUAAAGUCGGUACUCCAUACAUUCUUCCCGCCGAGUAUGGCCCGGAUCCUUUUGCUCAUCGGCUUGUUGAGCAGAACCAGCUUCUGCAGGAUAAGAAAAGGAUUCGCGACUUGAUAAGUGAACUUGGUGUGGCAAGCUGGAUCUCCAUAACUGUCGGCCCCUUCCUCGACAUGAAUAUCAAGAGCGGCCUCUGGGGUAUCGACGUUGAGAACCGCAAAGCCACUAUAUGGGACGGCAAAGUCGGCAAGGUCAGCGCUUCCGGCCUGACUUAUACAGGUCAAGCAAUAGCAGCAGUCCUCACUCUUCCCGAAGAAGCAUUGGCACAGUACAAGAACAAGGCAGUUUAUGUGCCUGCCUUUCACUUCACACAGCAGGAGCUCUUGGAGACUGUGCAGAGAGCAAUGGGGACGAUGGAAGAGGGCUGGGCUAUAGAGUACCAGGACAUACAUGAUGCUCUCAAGGACUGCGAGGCCAAGAUCCAACAACGGGAUAGCAAUGGUCCAUUCAUCAAGUUUUUCUUGACUCAUUUCCAGGAAGGUAGCGGAGGUGACCUCCAGCAGAAAGUCAAUAAAGAUGAGCUAAGGAAGUUACACGAACUUGGACUUGUGGAUCAGGCUUUGGAAGAUGUCGUCAGGGCCUCAUUGUAG